Messenger RNA from Gaeumannomyces tritici R3-111a-1, 1590 nucleotides. RefSeq lists its product as hypothetical. NCBI's taxonomy places the organism in Eukaryota, Fungi, Ascomycota, Sordariomycetes, Magnaporthales, Magnaporthaceae. Bases 316 to 1473 code for a protein of 385 amino acids. The transcript has 2 exons. The record is from RefSeq and is a predicted model, not a curated record.
GCGGUGGCCAUUUUGGCCGGGUUUUGGAAUCGCGGUAAAACAAAAAGACUGCAUCUGCAGGGUUGUCUGGGCCCCCCCUUUGGCCCUGGUAUUUUGUGUUCAAGCUUAACCAACCCAAAAGUCUUGUUCUUUUAUUUCCUUUCUACUUUCCCUACUCUUCUUCUCUUUUCUUGGCCAACCACGCGGAACUGGAUUCUCGUCGGGCUGUUUUUAGGGUCUUUUUGUAUUUCUGGAAAUAGCUUCACUUCGUAUUCUGUAAAGCCUGGUUGCUUUUUUUUCUUUUAUUUUCUCCCCUCCUUUCCGCAGCAGUUCAAGAUGUCGACCAUCCGCUCCUUUUCCUCCUUUUUCCUGCUCCUCCUCCUCGGUGUCCUCAGCGGCGGCGCCGAGGCGCAGAGGAGGCAGAGACAGGGCGGCGGCGGGGCGCGGCAGACGCCGCAGCAACAGGCGGCCGCCGUCAGGCAGGGCGUGUCGGCGGCGACGGACGGGUCGACCAUCCUGGACAUGACGGCCACCAUCAACGGCGCCGACAUCCGCUUCAAGAUCAGCGGCCCCGCCGACCAGUUCACCACGGCGUCUGGCGUCACGGGCGGCACGCAGGAGCCCAACGCGACGACGGGCACCAUGGGGCUCAACGUGCUCCUGCACGGCGACGGCGGGCAGUCCUUCUUCGACUUCCCCAACCAGGCCGUGCAGGGCAACCUCAUGGGCGUCGCCGUCCUGGCCCCCUCGGAGAACCUGCUCUGGGGCAUCCGCACCGGCCCUCCCCUGGGCGACCAGCGGCCCGACGGCGUGGCCGACGCCCAGGCCGUCAGCGACCUGGUCCGGUCCGUCCUCCCGCAGGUCGCCGCCUUCAACAUGUCAAACGUCUUCUUCACGGGCGUGUCGGGCGGCGCCCUCGUGCUGUCGGGCUUCUUCAUGCCCGCGCACAUGACCGAGUUCAAGGGGACGGGCGUGCUGCUCAACUGCGGCGCGCUCGCGCCGCAGGUCGACUUUGUCGACGCCGCCGCCGUCGUGUCGUCGACCAAGAUCCACUUCCAGUCCUCGACCGACGAGCUGGCCAGCCUCAAGCGCACCAUCCCGCAGAGCAUCGCGGCGUACGAGAAGGCGGCGGCGGACGCGGGCCUGGCGGCCGCGCAGAUCAACGCGCUGCAGACGGUGGACGCGACGCCCAACGGGGGCCACUGCGCCUUUGACGGCAAGGGGUUUGUCAGCGGCAUCCAGCUCGUGGCUGACAAUUUCGAGACCAUCAUGCAGGGCGGCGACGGCGUCGUGCAGGCCAUCGGUGCAAAGUCGGUGCUUACGGGUGUCGUGGGCAACGAGAACCCGUUCGCCGCCGCCGGUGCCGGUGCUGGUGCUGGUGCUGGUCGUGGCCGUGGCGGCGCCGCUGCUGGCGGUGCUGCUGGCGGUGCUGCGACACAGAGGACUGGGGGUGGCGCUGCGAGGGCUGGAGCGCAGGGGAGGAACAGGGCAUAGAGCAGGCAGUAGUUUGGGAGUGAUUUAUUGUACCUCAGUAGCCAAUCUCGAAACCGCCAUGCUAGCUGUUCCAACCUUGUUCGAACCGUCAUCAUCGCCAACCCGCUCAGCAAACAG